Molecule: messenger RNA, 1046 nt
Organism: Wasmannia auropunctata (little fire ant)
Lineage: Eukaryota; Metazoa; Arthropoda; Insecta; Hymenoptera; Formicidae
Exons: 2
Coding region: 89-739 (216 amino acids)
Source: RefSeq, a predicted model, not a curated record
GCACGAUCGUUAAGUCCCGUUGGAUACCAUUGGUGAAAUCUUUGCGUGUUUAUCAAGUUCAUUAAACGCUUCGAGAUAUUCGACAAUUAUGUUGAAAUACACUGUACUCUUCGCUACCAUGUUUUACGUGGUGCAGUCGCAACGGCCAUGGCAUGCUGGUACCGGUAAUCGUCUGCCCCAGGUUCUACCUCAAUAUAUCGACGAGCGAAUAGCAGCGGAGCAAGCAGCUCAAGCGACUCAAACAGGUCAAACAGCUCAAGGGGACCAAAUAAUCCCAGCGAAUCAAGGAACUCAAGGAAUCGCAGUGGGCCAAGGGAUUCAGGGAAUCGCAAUGGGCCAAGGGACUCAGGGAAUCGCAGUGGGCCAAGGGGCUCAAGAUAUUCCAGUGCGCCAAGGGGCUCAAGGAAUUCCAAUGUACCAAGGGAGUCCAACGUACCAAGGAGCUCAAGGAACUCAGAUAACUGGUGCCGAUGGUACACUGCUUGGAAACCGAAUAGACAGUGGAGGCGGUAGCUUUGCAACUGCAUCGCCUCUGAACACAACUAUAAAUCCAGCUGAUUUACCAGUCGACGCUCACGGCGACAUUGACCUGGUGAACAGGAUCAAGACCUGGCCGAGAGAUAAGCAACCCUUUUGGUACAUCAACUGGCAGGCGAUCCAAGCCCAUCGUGGCGAUGUGAAUAACACUGGCCAGCCAGCUCAAACGCAACCGAGCACGAGAUCGUUCUUCGCGGGUUAAGACUGCACCGGAUGAAUUGUAAAUCGGACAACCGAUAAGACUGUAAAUUUAAGCAUUUGUUUCUGGCGGUGGGCGCGAUCGUUGAUUAUUUAUGGCCGUUGACGACAGCGGUUAUUUCUAGUCAAAACCGUCCUUUUGGAGAAAUAUGCGAUUUCACGUUUCGAAGAGUCGUCAACCAGGAUUAUUAUAUUCGGUUUCUCAAGAAUAGAGAAUUCGAAAGCAAUCGAAACAAAUGUCAUAUGAUCGUGAGAAGUCACAUGGCUUAAGUUUUUAUAAUAAAAUUAGUGGUCGAAUUUUUAUACGAAAA